AAAGCGAAAAGCAAAGAACACAAUGUUCGAUUCGUUUCGGUACCCGGAGGCGGUGUGUCGAAAGCGGUCUACUUCCCAAUCGUACCGACCAGGAUUGGCGAUGUAAUGCUUUCAGCCGUGGCACAGUCGGCAAAAGCAGGUGAUGCUGUGGAGCAAAUCCUUCGAGUGGAGUCAGAAGGAUAUCGAGUAGAGAGAAAUGUUCCACUGGUCAUCGAUUUAACAGGCAAAGAUGCAGGGAAUAGCAGCGAUAGGUUCAAGAAGCAAGUGAAAAUGCACUUUCCCGUGGAUGCUGUGGAAGGUUCCAGGAGGGCACGAGUGGAUAUCAUUGGUAUUGCUACUAUUUUGCUUUGA
Gongylonema pulchrum is the source of this 351-nucleotide messenger RNA. Lineage: Eukaryota; Metazoa; Nematoda; Chromadorea; Rhabditida; Gongylonematidae. The record is from the annotation of a GenBank genome assembly.